AUGUCGAAGUCAAAUCAAAGGAAGUUGGAUGAAUCGGUAGAAUCUGCCAAGUCAAAAAUGAAUAUGAAAGAUGUUGUGAAACAGAAAAGCUUGAAUACUGGUAAGAAAACACGUAAAAAGGGAAAAGCAAGUAUCAGGAAGCGUAAGAAGCUCGACACUGCGUGCGUCUAUUGCCGGAGAUCCCAUAUGAUUUGCGAUACUGGAAGGCCGUGUCAAAGAUGUAUUAAGAGAAACAUUGGUCAUCUGUGUCAUGAUGAGCCAGCUUCAAAGGUAAAAAAACAGCAACUCGCAUCUACAGAGGAAUUCACGAUACAUUCAAAGGUGCCCUCACAAAGCGAGUUUCAGGCUACAAUAACGCCGGAUCCAUCAUUGAAAGCUGCUUCAACUUCGGAAACUGUUGAUGCUGGAUCUGAAGCUAUGGUGAACGCUACUGCCUCAAAAUUAAUUACUACCAAUUAUCAGCCUCAAAGAACAGCGGACGAGAACAGAAUACUUGGCUUAUAUAAGCACAAACCUACUGAGCAAUCUGCUGAGUCUAUAGGAUAUGAAUCUGGGCAAAAGCAACAAGUCAAUCUGGCAUCUGCUGCGAUUAAUCAGAGACCUUUUUUCUAUUCUGAGCAUGCUGGAUCUGAAUUCAACUCUUUGACGGAAUUUCUUUCUAUGAUCGACGAUACAGAUGUAAUCAACUCCAUCAACAUGAACAAUGAUCCAAUGUUACAUAAGCUAGAAACGGCGUCUGCUCUCGGAUAUAGUACCAACAAUUCUUCGACUAAUUUGAAUGGACUGCCUCAAUUUGAAUCGGGUUUGUUCAGUGCUGAGAAGUCUUCUGCAAGCCUGCAAAAUCAGGCCCGAAUUACAAUCAAUUCGUCUCAGGCUUCGUUGAUGACAAGUUUCCGACAACCAGGUCAGUCACAGAUUCAACUUCAGCAAUCGCAACAACAGCCGGCUGUCAACUAUUCUUAUCAGCAACUCUCAGAUCAGCCUCUCGAAAUAUCUCGUCAAUCGGGACAACUCGUUCAACCGGGUCAACCACUUCAGCCCGCUCAACAGGGCCAACCUAGUAUAUCAGCUGGGCAAAGCCAGAUACAGUUCCAAGAAGGAGCUACAGGUGUUCCAUAUGUAUCUGACGCUGCUAGAGAUAAAUUUUUCCUUACGGCUGCAGACCCAACUACUGAAAUAUCUCCAGAAGAAAGGUUAAAGCAAGUGAUCAAUGCCAAACUUGAGGCUGGCUUAUUGAAACCUUAUAACUAUGCUAAGGGAUAUCAGAGGUUACAAAACUAUAUGGAUAAUCAUAUGGCGGAGUCUUCUAGACAAAGGAUUUUGAAACCACUCUCCACAUUUCGACCUGGUUUCCGAGCCGUUGCUAAGACAUUGAAAGAUAUUGAUUUGGUAUUGGUGGAAGAAAACUUUGAGAGAAUGCUGCUAGAUUAUGAUCGAGUUUUCACCUCGAUGGCUAUUCCGGCAUGUCUCUGGAGAAGAACAGGAGAAAUUUAUAGAGGCAACAAGGAGUUUGCAUCUCUUGUGGAGGUAUCGAUUGAUGAUCUGAAAAACGGUAAGUUGACAAUAUAUGAGUUAAUGACAGAAGAGAGCAGCGUAAACUUCUGGGAGAAGUAUGGUGCCAUAGCGUUUGAUAAAACUCAGAAGGCUGUCCUCACGAGUUGCAACUUGAGAACCAAAGACGGGCUUCGCAAAAAAAACUGUUGCUUUAGCUUCACUAUAAGACGAGAUAGAUACAACAUUCCAAGUUGUAUUGUCGGUAAUUUUAUUCCUAUACAGUGA
This is a messenger RNA of Brettanomyces nanus, 1779 nucleotides long. RefSeq lists its product as uncharacterized. The record is from RefSeq and is a predicted model, not a curated record. The transcript has a single exon. Lineage: Eukaryota; Fungi; Ascomycota; Pichiomycetes; Pichiales; Pichiaceae. Gene Ontology annotation, molecular function: RNA polymerase II transcription regulatory region sequence-specific DNA binding; DNA-binding transcription factor activity, RNA polymerase II-specific; zinc ion binding. Gene Ontology annotation, biological process: regulation of DNA-templated transcription. Gene Ontology annotation, cellular component: nucleus. Bases 1 to 1779 code for a protein of 592 amino acids.